CAGCUUCAACGAAAGACACUCGAGCAAUUGCAUUUUCCUCAACAUCUGGCUUGUCAGUCUUUCAUGAAACCUUCCUUGUGCUGCUUCUCCGUGCAUCGCCGUUAAUAUGGCAUCCUCCAAUUCUUUGUCGACACGAAAGCGUUCUCGAAUUCAGGAGGAGGAGGAGGACCUGGAUGAACUGACUCCUCGGAAACUCAGUACCACGACGCCUGUAUCUACGACGUCGAAGAAGAGAAAGAUAACAACUUACGAAUCUGCGAACGGAAAUAGCUUGUUCUCGAGUCCCAAGAAUAUGAUCAAGAAAUUCCUUGGUUUUGGUGGAGGCACAAACGAUGCAGACGAAUUAUCCGGCGAGAAGGAUACAUCCGACCCUGAAUUGAGCGAACCUGAUGAACCUAUAGAAGAGAAGAAGCUAGUCCCCAAAGAAAAGGUAUCUGCAAAGAAACAAAGGGCAGCGAAGGUGCCCAAUGCGAAACACCAAGUCAAGAAGGCUACUAAAGAUAUAUUUGAUCUUUCAAGUUCCGAGGUUGAGAAGGAGGCAGAGAAGGCUAAACCGGUUCCUCGGAAGAAACAAAGCUUAGGAGAUGCUGCGGAUCAUACAAGCACGAAAACCACAGAUGUUGCGCCAGUAAUAAAGAGACCUCGUGGGCGACCUCGAAAAUCAGACGUCUUGAAGAGAGAGAAGAUUGCCUCAAAACAAGCAGUACGGGAGAAAUUAAGCAGCAAGACCACAGAGCAAGACACAAAUAGAAGAAGAAGCUCCCGCAGGAAUGAGGAGAGUCCGGGGCCCUCGAAUUCGGACCACGAGGAACAGAAAAGCAGUAAUCGAUCGAAAAAGCAAGCCAAAACCCAUCUCGAAGUGCCGGAUCGGGUACGAAAUGUUAUUCUAUCACCAAGCAGAGGUAGACCUGGGUUGGCGUCGCGGAAGAGCGUAACCUUUGAGCACAAUGAAAAUGAUUUAGACCUGGGGUUUAAGGACCUUCCAAGAACUACAAGCGCCCAGAAAUCAAGAGAAGGUUCCAAGUCGAAGUCGGAGAGAGAUACGUCAAACAUCGAAGACCUUGAGGUAGUGGUGGAUGGUGAAGGGGUUGCUAUUGAUGAUGAGGGGGAGGCAGACGAUGCAGCUUGUAGCAUAUGUCUAAAAUUGCAUACCCGGAAAGGAAACCAGAUUCUUUUCUGUGAUGGCUGUGAUAAAGCCGUGCACCAAAAAUGCUAUGGGGUAAAAGAUAUUCCUGAAGGAAAUUGGUUCUGCAAAGACUGUAUACCGAACCAUCCACAAAUUGAUUUGAUUGAUCAAUCACUUAUUCCCGAAUCUGCUCUCCAAGGCCCAUGGGUAGAAAUAGUUGGGUUUGAAGAUCAGCUGAAACGCCUGCAGCGAGCUUUGUUAGACAAGAUGACGGGGCAAACACGAAUCAAGCUACGGGGACAUGAUGAGCAGAUGCAAAAGGUAUAUCAAGUAGUGGAGCAAACUGUUCUCGCUGGAGAGGGUAACUCGAUGUUGGUAAUAGGAGGGAGAGGUUGUGGGAAAACAACUGUAAGCACAGCUUCAUUUCUAUUUGCGCAUUUCUAACAUUAGACAAGCUUGUGGAGUCUGUGAUAUCUGAGAUAUCUUUUGAGCACAGAGAGCACUUCCAUGUUGUGCGACUGAAUGGUUUUAUUCAUACAGAUGACAAAUUAGCCCUGAAGGAGAUAUGGCGACAGCUUGGUCGAGAGAUGGAAGUAGAAGAUGAUAUGGCAAAGGUAUAUCCCAUCUGUUAUGUUUUCAUCGCGCAUUAUUGACAGAAAAUUAGACAAGCAACCAUGCGGAUACCUUAGCAUCUUUACUGGCAUUGUUGUCUCACCCUUCGGAGCUAUCUGAAUCUUCCGCUGAACAAACGGCAAAAUCUGUAAUUUUUGUCUUGGACGAGUUUGAUCUCUUCACCACUCAUGCCCGUCAGACCCUGUUGUACAAUCUAUUUGAUAUAGCCCAGGCAAGAAAGGCUCCAAUUGCUGUACUAGGCUUGACUACGCGAAUUGAUGUAGUAGAAAGCCUGGAGAAGAGAGUAAAGAGUCGUUUCAGCCACCGCUAUGUAUACCUGUCACUGCCUCGAAGUCCUCCGGUAUUUUGGGAUAUUUGUAAAGAAGGAUUGACUCUUGAUGAGGCUGAAGCUGCAGAUAUGGGCUUUGAUUCAUCAACCACUGGAAGCGACGAGUUUCUAUCAUUCUGGAAUGCAGCUAUAGAGGUGAGUUAUUGACAAUGGUUGACUCAUUUAUGACUGGCUAACAGUUGCAGGAACUCUACGAGAGAGACGAGUCUUUCAAGGAAUAUGUCCAAUCACACUACUUCCGAACCAAAUCUGUUUCGGCGUUUCUGACGUCCUGCAUUCUACCGGUUGCAACUCUCACACCGAAAAGCUUUCCUCUGACCGGCAAAUUCUUUGCGUCUACCACACUGUCACUGUCCCCACCUGACUCAAAGCUGCAUAUAUUGCAGGGCCUCUCGGAACUAGAACUUGCUUUGUUAAUUGCUGCCGCAAGGCUGGACAUCAUUCUUGAUACUGAUACUUGUAAUUUCGCCAUGGUUUACGACGAGUAUAGUUCAUUGACAUCUCGUCACAAAAUCCAAACCUCAAGCUCGGGAGUCAAUGCUCUGGGCUCGAGUGCUAAGGUUUGGGGUAGAGACGUUGCUUUGGGUGCAUGGGAACGACUUGCCGAGUAUGAGGUUUUGAUCCCAGCAGCGAUUGGUGGAAGUGGAGGAAAGGAUAUCGGUAUGGGGGGUCGCAUGUGGAAAGUUGAUGUAGGACUGGAAGAAAUACCAGGGAGUGUCGACGGACUUAGUAGUGUCAUGACAAAAUGGUGCCGGGAGAUUUAA
Molecule: messenger RNA, 2851 nt
Organism: Hymenoscyphus albidus
Lineage: Eukaryota; Fungi; Ascomycota; Leotiomycetes; Helotiales; Helotiaceae
Source: the annotation of a GenBank genome assembly